Bombina bombina (fire-bellied toad) is the source of this 3226-nucleotide messenger RNA. RefSeq names its product phosphatidylinositol glycan anchor biosynthesis class S (gene PIGS). The record is from RefSeq and is a predicted model, not a curated record. Gene Ontology annotation, cellular component: GPI-anchor transamidase complex. Gene Ontology annotation, biological process: attachment of GPI anchor to protein. The transcript is spliced from 12 exons. Bases 12 to 1706 code for a protein of 564 amino acids. NCBI's taxonomy places the organism in Eukaryota, Metazoa, Chordata, Amphibia, Anura, Bombinatoridae.
CAAACCAAAAUAUGGCGUCGUCCAUGACAGAUGCAGACGCAUUGGAGGUAUCACGAGGGAAACGCGCCGCUAUUUCAAUUGCUUUGGUAGCCGCAGUUUUGGGGGUGCCCCUGUGGUGGAAAACAACUGAGACAUACCGAGCCUCUUUGCCCUAUUCAGAGAUUAGUCGUUUGGACACCUUGCGGCUCCAGCUGACAGUUCCUAUAGAAGUUAUAUUUACCAAAGGAACACUAACUGUGGAACAGCAAAGAAAACUCCCUGUUUCUGACAUAAAGGAGAAGGAAACUGUGCUAAAUACGCAAACCAGCUUCAUCCGUCGCUAUGAGAUCAAAUAUCGAAAAGCAAGGACUGAGGAGGAGGAAGCUCUGAUGCUGAAAACUCUGCAAGAGGCAGAUGAAGCUCUCCAGCAACUGAGUAAAGGGACACAGGGCUCGUUGUCUCUGUAUAUCAUUCCUGAAACAUCUGCCAUCUUUUCUCAGGGUAAUCAAGUGUACAUUGGAAAGCACCGGAGGGUUCUUGUUCAGCAUGAUCUGGAUUCAUCUUCACGCACUGAUGAACUCCUCCGCACCCUCUACUAUAAAGUAGAUCGCAUUGCUCAGACAAUGUCACUUACUGAGGAGGCCAUCACAGCAGCAUUGUCUGAUAGGAUUCCCAUUGGCAGGUUUAGUAAAGAUGACUUUGAAAACAACAGAAGAGCCUUCAAGUCUAGUCCAGGCUAUGACAUCACUUUUAGUUUACUGAACCCUGACCCUAAAUCUCAUGAUCUGAAUUGGGAUAUACACUUUUCUGCAGAUCAUUAUAUCCAGCCAUUUUUGAACAAGCUAAGUCCAUUGGCCAACUUCUCUGUAGACUCCCAGAUGUUAUAUUACGCUGUACUUGGAGUUACACCUCGCUUUGAAAAAGCCACAUCCAGCUACAUCCUAAAUGCACACAAUCUGCCUCAUGUCAUUAACCCAGUUGAGGCAAGACUUGGUUCCAGUGCUGCCUCACUCUAUCCAGUGUUAAACUUUUUGCUGUACGUUCCAGAAUAUUCUCAUUCACCUCUUUACAUCCACGACAAAGAUGGGAGUAGAGUUCCCAGCAAUGCAUUUCACAGCCCACGCUGGGGAGGGAUCAUGGUCUAUAAUGUUGAUUAUGAAAAUCAACGAGAAAUUGAGUUCCCAUUACGUAUUGAUAUUGACAUGGUACGAGUGAUGGAAGUGUUUUUAACCCAGUUGCGGUUACUUUUGGGAAUUACAGAUGUGUCUGUACCAGGAAACUACAAGUUAGAGACCCCAGGGAAUGAGGGGCUAACAGACUGGGAAUUGGACACACUUCUUUGGACACGAGCUGUUGAAAACAUUGCUACAGUGACCACAACAUUGACUUCAUUGGCUCAGCUUUUGGAUCAGAUUGGGAACAUUGUUAUUAAUGAUAACGUGGCUUCUGAAGUAUAUCAUGCUGUUACUUCAGUUCAAAUGGCCUUGUCUGAGCUGGAAUCUGGAAGGCUGGAAUUUGCUUUUCAAGCUAGUAAAGAGGCCAUUUCGUCUUCUGAGAAGGCAUUUUUUGAUCCCUCUCUCCUCCAUCUUUUGUACUUUCCAGAUGAUCAGAAAUUUGCCAUUUAUAUCCCUUUGUUCUUGCCCAUGGCUGUACCUAUACUAAUGUCUCUUUUGAAGAUAGCCAAGGAUUACAAGGCAAGCAAAAAAGCUUCAAUCAAAGUGGACUGAGUUUCUUAAAAAAUAACUGGACUCCUAGAGAGAGAGGAACCUUGGUUGAAUUAUGUAUUUAUUGCCUAUACAUGCUACUGAUUUUAUAAACUUAAUGUACAUAUGAUUGUUUAUGCCACAUAAAAACAAUGAAACAGCUUUUUUGUUUGACUGGUAAUGGGCAAGCCUGCAAUAUAUAGAAAUAUCCACUAUGGUCUAGUUUCCAUUGACGUGGUAAAGUUUGGAAAUUGGUAACUUAAAAAAAUCUCUAUAGACUUUAAUGGAGAUAAAUGUUUUUAACACCAGUUUCCACAUUGUAACAAUGGAAACUAGGCCUACCUCUUCUAUUUCAAUGUUUUGCAAAUGCAUUUUCUAACUAGCUUGAUUUAAUUGUCAGCAAAUAUAGGCUCCUAGUGCAUGCAAUCAAUCUAUUUUUGAGGUUGUGCAGUGAAUUCUAAGUCCAUAUUAUUUAUAAAGAUGCUUAAAGGGGCAUUUAAGUCAUUUUUGUUGCAUCUAAAAACCAAUUUAAAUCUAUGAAAUUAUAGUUCUCUUCUUUUCAUGGUUGUAGAGUUGUCCUGUGUCCACUAUGAGCUGUGAAAGUUGUCUUUAUUACCUAAUGAACUAUUCAUCUCUGGGGUUCAGUUGUGUGACACAAGCAAUCAUUUUAUGUUCUGUUUAUACAACUUUAACUUAACCUUUUUUUUUCUUCCAAAAAACUAUUGCAAUGUUCAUUCUUGCUAUAUUGUAUAUUAUACUGUUUUUUUUUUUUUUUUAUUUAAUAUCUCUUAAGGCGACUUAAAAGGGACAUGAGAUCCAAAAUGUUUCUUUCAUGAUUCAGAUACAUCAUACAAUUUUAAACCACUUUCCAAUUUACUUCUAUUAUCUAAUCUGCUUCAUUCUCUUGGUAUCCUUUGUUGAAUCAGCAGCAAUGCACUACUGGUAACUAGCUGAAAGCCAAUCGCAAGAGGCAUAUAUGUGCAGCCACCAAUCAGCAAUUUUUCUGAGCCUACCGAGGUUUACUUUUCGACAAAGGAUACAAAGAGAACCGAAAAAUUAGUUAAUAGAAAUAAAUUGGAAAGUUAUUUAAAUUGACUUGCUCUAUAUGAAUAAUUAAAACAAAAUGGGUGUCAUGUCCCUUUUAAGCCUCUGCAAAUUACAUUUUUCUUUCUUUAAAUGUCCAGCUUGGGAUUUUAAAAUUGUCAAAGCCCCUUCUGUGAAGCCCAGUUAAAGGCAAGAAUCUCAGGGAAUUAUUCAUAGACAUUGACAACUGUAUUUCUAAAUUCAUUUGAGUAUCUAACAUAUAAAUGCCAGUGUAAGAAAAAAGAGAAUGAAACUCGUAAAUUAAUAUUGAUUUCCCAAACUACACAGCAAUAAACAUACAAAUACAACGGAUGUUAGAAAAAUUUAGUGUAUAGCAUGUAGCAUAUCUGGAAAGAGGUUGGCUGAAUAAAUCAAGGUUGUACAUAGAAUAAUUCUAGCUGUGAUAAAAUGUGACUGCAAUUUUUUUUUUUAUAAAAGAAAAAUAAAAAAGGUAUCUUUUU